Meloidogyne enterolobii is the source of this 448-nucleotide messenger RNA. The record is from the annotation of a GenBank genome assembly. NCBI's taxonomy places the organism in Eukaryota, Metazoa, Nematoda, Chromadorea, Rhabditida, Meloidogynidae.
GAUAAGUUCCCAAUUUUAUGCCUGUGUUUCAUCCUAGUAUUGGUUUUAAUCCAGUAUUCCCUCGCGCUCAUUAGUUAUCCAUGUCCUUUAAAUUCCGUUGGUCCAGUUAGUUCCACCGCCGCCUUCGUCAGUUGCUUCAACUUCAUCAAUUCUUUCGUUAUUCCAACAGGUUUUUUUAAAUUUUCAUUUAUUUAUAUUUUCAUUUUCAUAAUGCCUGCCGUAUCAGCUACUGCUAUUAGAGAAGUGAUGGACCACCAUUGCUUGACUGGUCAAUAUCUUGGUUGGGACGAUGAGAAAGGUUUUGCAAACAACGCAAAUUCCAGACGUUUCUGCUCGUUAAAGUUUUAUUUUUUAAGUUUAAAGAACGUAUGGGCUAUAAAAUUAUCCCUUCUCAAAUUAUCCCUUCUAUUGUUUAUAAGCUUCGUAGACUAUCGAUAGUCUUUGAUAU